Ceratosolen solmsi marchali is the source of this 1668-nucleotide messenger RNA. It is a transcript of the gene Tmem43, whose product is annotated as Transmembrane protein 43. Gene Ontology annotation, biological process: nuclear membrane organization; lipid metabolic process. Bases 280 to 1533 code for a protein of 417 amino acids. The transcript has 5 exons. The record is from RefSeq and is a predicted model, not a curated record. Gene Ontology annotation, cellular component: nuclear inner membrane. Lineage: Eukaryota; Metazoa; Arthropoda; Insecta; Hymenoptera; Agaonidae.
UUAGCGAACAUCAGAGUGGCAACUUUCAAAAAUUUAACACUGCACUUUGAUUUCUCAUAGGUAGUAAGAAUUUUCGUAUUCGAGGAUAAAAAUGGUUGUCAAUGUCAUUGUCGACUGUGAAAGAUUCACUAAAAUAAGAUGUAAUACAAAAUGUAAUUGACGUGAUUAACAAUUGUAGAAAGCAACAUAAUGAUAGUAAUUAAGAAGAUAAUGAUUUGGUAAAUACGGAGCUAAUGAUACGUCUUUGAUAGGUUAUAUUUUUCACAUAGUAUUUACAAGAUGCAUAGAUCAAACCAAUAUAAUGGACAUAGAAAUAAUACUGAUCCAGCAAUGUUUAAUUCUAAUGCUAACCAUCAAUAUCGUUAUUAUCGACAAAGACAGGAAACUCACUCUGUUAGCAGAAUAAUAAUAGACCAGUUUAAAAGAACUUGGUUGACUACAAUUAUUGGACUAAUAUUACUUAUUGUAGGAAUAUGUCUGUUUGUGUGGAACGAGGGUAAGGCUGUUAAAAUUGCAUAUUCUUUACAAGAGGCGUUAAAUAAUGUUGCUGAGAUUCAAAAUACUUUCAAGUCUGUACCAGAGUUGGAAGGUCGUUUAGUGUAUUUAUCUGGAACUUUAAAUGUAGCAGAACCAUUGACAGAGCCUGAUUAUGGAGUCAUGGUUAGUUGUAUAAAAUUAAAAAGAAGAGUACAAAUAUAUCAAUGGAUAGAAAUAGAGGAAGAGCGAAGUUAUGUUGGCUCAACAGAACCAGAGAAACAUUAUUACUACACAACUGAAUGGAAAGACAAAUUAAUUGAUUCCGAUAAUUUUUAUAUAACAUUUGGCCAUGAAAAUCCUACAGAAAUAUCUAUACAGAGUGUAAUUCAAAUAUCCGAAGAAGUUAAAAUUGGUAUUUUUGCAUUGGGAAUGGAAUUAAAGAAAAAAUUUAACGAUUUUAUUGAAAUUACAAGCGAUGAAAGGCCAGAACGUCCAGAUAUUAAAAUGCAUUCUGGAUUAUAUUAUCAUAGUUCUGAUUUAUGGGAUCCGAAAGUAGGAGAUGUUAGAGUGCAGUUAUCUUAUGCUGGAAAAGCUGGCGAUACAUAUACCGUGAUUGGAAAGUUGGUUAAUGGAGUUAUCGAACCAUAUAAAACUAUGCAAGGAGAAGAGAUAUUACUGCAAAGAAAGUAUACAGUUUCUAUUGAUCAAAUGUUUCAUCUUGAGCAUGUUGAUAAUUAUUGGCGUACUUGGACUAUGAGAGGAUUGGGAUGGUUGGUAAUGUUUUUAUCUGCAACUUGCUUAGCAAGCAUUUUAAAGAUCAUCAUUCAGAACUCCAAUUUUUUAUCUGAAAUAAUAAACAUUGAAUACCUUACAAUGUCAGUAUCAAUGUCAACAAGUCUUCUAGUCAUUGGAUUUGCUUGGGUCUGGUAUAGGCCAAUUAUUGGUCUAGUAUUAGCAUUAGCAUCCAUUUUUCCAUUUAUGUAUUCAACAAUUGGAUUAGCAUUGUCAUUCACUACACCAGCACAGCAACAAAGAGAUAAUUACAGAAGACUCUAAGAAUUUUUUUUUACAAUUUUUAAAAUUUUAACAUUUUCAUAUCAAUAAAUAUUAAAAUCUAAAUUUUUAUGGAAGUUCAAUCUAAAAUUAGUCAUUAGCAAAUAGUUGUAAAAAUGUAAAUACAUAUUUUAAGUU